Messenger RNA from Acanthoscelides obtectus, 468 nucleotides. The record is from the annotation of a GenBank genome assembly. Lineage: Eukaryota; Metazoa; Arthropoda; Insecta; Coleoptera; Chrysomelidae.
AUGCUCUACCUGUCUGAUCAUCGUUUAGUCCAAUGUGGCUUAGACCUUCCGUUACCUAAAGUUGCCUCAAAAAUCUUAACAUACAGAUGUUUAUCUACUAUCAGUGUGGAUGACCUACUACAGGAUGCUGCUAAUGUGAACUGGAAUGACGUCAAUAGUUUUGGCGAUGUUAACGAGCAACUAAACUGGCUGAAUGAUGCUAUAAUUCAGCUAUAUAACAAACAUGCUCCGUUAAAAAUAAUUGUCUUGAAGAAGAAUUACAAACCCUAUAUAACACACACAAUCAAAGCAAUGAUUCGGUUGAAGAGGAAAGCGUAUCGCAGAUACUGUAGGAGCAAUAACUCAGUUCAUCUAGAGUAUUACAAGGAUUUGAGAAACUACGUAUCAUUUGCCAUAAAGAGUGAAAAGAAAGCUUUCAUCCAAUACAAAACCAGGUUAUAUAGGAACUCUCCGGCAAAACUGUGGUAA